AUGGAAGGACACAGGAGAGAUCAAUAUCCGCACGGAGGUCGCGCUCCACAGGCUGGAGGACUUGGAACCAGGCGUCCUCUAGGUACCGUACCUCCGAGUCACCAACAGUGGUAUAGUGGCACCGUUGCGCAGGUUGCAGAUGAAAGCAACAUGCGGCCUUCCAAUACAUUAGCCCCAUUUCAUCUCAAUCCGCAGAGAGGCGCCGGUCGACAGGGUGGAGACCAAGGGAACAGGCCUCCUUCGGAUACGAUAACUCCGAGUCACCAACAGUGGUAUAGUGGCACCAGUACGCAUCCUGCAGAUGAAAGCAACAUGCGGCCUUCCAAUACAUUAGCCCCAUUUCAUCUCAAUCCGCAGAGAGGCGCCGGUCGACAGGGUGGAGACCAAGGAAGCAGGCCUCCUUCGAAUGUCACACCUUCGACUCACCAACACUGGAACAGAGGUGGCGUUUCACAGGUCGGAGAGCAAGUCAAUGUGCGAUCGUCUGGUACACUACCCUCGAUCCGUGAAUAUCUACAUGGAGAUAUCGCCCCACGGCGGGGAGAUCAAGGACAAAGGCAAUCUUCUGGGCCUUCAGGCGGGAAUGUUCCCGCACGAAACCGCAACAACAGUAGCUCACUGGGUCGAAAGCCGACCGCAGAGCUUUUAGCCCUCAACGACCGCUGGAAAGCGUUGCUUGAGGACCAGAGAAACGCUCGGCGGUCGAUCCUGACAGGAGUCAGGGAAGUCGCUGACGAGCUUAGCCUCAGGGGAGAGGCUUGGGAUAGGAUGUCGACAUCGAUCGACGAUAUCGGACGAGGUUAUGAGAACAUGGAUCGAGACGUCCUCGAUCUCAUGACGAGAGGGGUCAGGCCCACAUUUGUCCAUUCAAGGAGUAGCGCUGGGAAUCUCCCAAGCGCUGUUCAUCCCACAAGCAUCGGGCGAGGCCACGGUGCUCCAAAUCCAGGGAACAGCAACGGGUCUCCUCCGUUGGCGGAUGACGGUACAGUUAUGCCUGUACUUACACGCUGCUGCGGCAAAGUUGUCGCAGCACCUGACAUAUGGCUAAUUCGGGUCCCUCGUACGAGCAAUCGGGACAAGAGCGGUUACCACCUUCGUUGCAUCAAUUGCAAUGAAGCUUUCCGCGACCAUCGUGCCAUCUACACACACUUUCCUGGCUGUGUGGACGAGAACGGGAACUUGACUGGUGCUUACUGGUUUGAUCACGAGAGCAUCGACGUCGAUAAGAUUCCGGAAAGCCUUAUGCAAAAGAGACCAUGA
Molecule: messenger RNA, 1260 nt
Organism: Letharia columbiana
Lineage: Eukaryota; Fungi; Ascomycota; Lecanoromycetes; Lecanorales; Parmeliaceae
Exons: 4
Coding region: 1-1260 (419 amino acids)
Source: RefSeq, a predicted model, not a curated record